UGAUGUAGCAACUGAUAAUUUAAACUCUUUUGAAAUAUAAUGAAAUAUUUGAUGCAAUACAGUAAGUAUUCCAAUUACAUAAUUACAAUUGCAAUGAUUAGAAGAACCUAUUGAGCAAAUAUUUGGAAUCGAAUUAAAAAAAUUAAACAUGUAUAUAUGUAACACUAAAUGAAAAUUCUGAUUUCUUUGGAAUAAAUGAAAGGUUCAUCAAAUUAUAAAAAUCCAUUAAUUCGAACAUAGAAAGUCUUUUUGAUUUCAAUACAAGUAAAACAUAAAUAUUGAUUAAUUAGCUUAAUUUCAAAAAUAUGUUUCAACUGAGAUCUCUAAAAUUGAUAUCGAUUUCAGCAAUAAGAUUGUACAUGUCCAGGAUGAUAUCAAUUAAUUUAAAACCAAUGUUGAUGCCACUUAUUAGACUAUUUUGAAUGCAAAAUAAUAAUCAAAAUUUUAAGCUUUAACCAAUGAAAAAAUUAACGAGGAGAUGGAUUAUAUUAAACAUAAAUAUGCUUUAAAAUAGAAUUUGGAUGAUAAUUUUGUAAUAUUUCACAUAUAUAAAUAGACUGAAAUCAGAGAUUGCAUUUCUAAUGUAUCUUAAAGCAUAAGCUAUUUAAGAAAUGAUGUAUAACUGUUGUUUAAAAAUACAAAAGAAAUGAAAAGCCAAACUUUGCAGGAUACUGCAUAAUUUAAUGAACGAUUGCAAAGUCUUGUGAGAGAAGUUUAACAAAUUGAUGAAUGCUAUCUUUAAUUAGCAUCUUUGUCAAAAAGAAUAGAAAUUUGUAAAGCAGGUACAUAUUAGUUAGUAAAUCGAAGAUGUCCAUUAAACAUAAGAAAAAUUCAAAACCUUAGCAAAUAUGUACUAAGAACUUGAAAUCAACAAUUCAAAGGCAGUUAAAUUUGAAGUGCACUCAGCUGUAAAAAAAUUUGAUGAAGACUCCUUAAGAAUAGGCCUGAUUUAGGAAAGAUAAAGUGGUUAAUUAGAAUAAGCGUUUAUUAACUUGUAAAAUAUUAUUGAAUAGAAUGUUGGAAUAAAAUCCAAUUAGCAAUCUAUUUAAGAACAGUUUAAUUUAGAAAUUAAAUCUCUUCAGAAAUAGAUAUCUCGGUAAUAAAAGUAUAUUGAAUAAUUAAAAGAAAAGUAAAUAUUUUGAAAUCAUUAAUUCUAGUAUCUCCAAAACCAACUAAAAUUCAGCUGAUCUGCCAUUACAAAUGAAAGGGCUGAGUUCUUAAUUACAAUAUUAAUGGAAAUAUCUUAAUUAGUGCUUCAACCUAACAAAAGAUUCUUUAGACAUAAUAUAAGAUUUUUGUGAAACGCUCUAAGUUCCAUCUAUUAAUUAAGAAAAGGAUCUCACAAAUUUAAUAUUGCUAUUGGACAGGAGACAAAAUGAAUUAAAAAGGAAUCUACAUUAAACCCCAACACAAUCAUCAAAUUUUCAAUCUAGAACAUUGAUGAGACUUCAAACCCCCAAAAAUUCACAGCCUUAUGAUACUCCUGCUAGAAUACACUCUCUAUAAUAAAGAAAAUGUAUUUAUAGUAAAAAUGGAAGUUAAACAAUAAGUGUCGACUCAAAAAGAGAAACAUUAAAUUAAAAUUGA
Paramecium octaurelia is the source of this 1587-nucleotide messenger RNA. The record is from the annotation of a GenBank genome assembly. Lineage: Eukaryota; Ciliophora; Oligohymenophorea; Peniculida; Parameciidae.